Molecule: messenger RNA, 4384 nt
Organism: Zerene cesonia (dogface butterfly)
Lineage: Eukaryota; Metazoa; Arthropoda; Insecta; Lepidoptera; Pieridae
Gene: Dd
Product: CTD nuclear envelope phosphatase 1 homolog
Exons: 7
Coding region: 161-892 (243 amino acids)
Molecular function (GO): protein serine/threonine phosphatase activity
Source: RefSeq, a predicted model, not a curated record
UGGUGUGAAUGGGUCGAUUAUGUCAUGGCGGGUUAGAUGUUUUCGGCACUGAGUUUCCUAGAAUUUGUUUUGAAUUACUCUGUCAAUGAUCUCGUUUGUUUCCUUGUUGUUAAAUGCUAGAAAUAUAAACAUAGUAGUAAUAAUUUUGUAAACAUUUCAAAUGCUGAAACAAUUGCAAAUGGGCCUUCGCGCGUUCAUGCUCCUCGCUUCUAAAGUAUGGAGUUGUUUUUGUUACAUGUUUAGAAAGCAGUAUCGAGCGUUGGCUCAAUAUCAAUCUGUCAAAUAUGAGAUAUACCCACUUUCUCCAGUAUCUAGACACAGGCUGAGUCUUGUGAAAAGAAAAAUGUUGGUACUGGAUUUGGACGAGACGUUAAUACACUCGCAUCACGAUGCGAUGUUACGGCCGACGGUGAAACCUGGCACCCCACCUGAUUUUGUACUCAAAGUUACUAUAGAUAAGCAUCCAGUCAGAUUUUUUGUUCACAAACGACCACAUGUGGACUACUUUUUGGAUAUAGUGUCACAGUGGUACGAGCUAGUCGUAUUCACAGCAUCAAUGGAGAUAUAUGGUGCAGCGGUGGCCGAUAAACUAGACAAUGGGAGGGGGAUUCUGCGACGGCGGUUUUACAGGCAACACUGCACCGCGGAGCACGGCUCCUACACAAAGAACCUAUCGUCGAUAUGCGACGACCUAAACAGGGUAUUUAUUCUGGACAACUCGCCCGGGGCCUACCGGGACUUUCCAGACAACGCGAUCCCGAUAAAGUCGUGGUUCUCGGACCCGCUGGACGUGGCGCUGCUGAACCUGCUGCCCGUGCUCGACGCGCUGCGCUUCACGCACGACGUGCGCUCCGUGCUCUCGCGCAACCUGCACCUGCACCGCCUGUGGUAGCACCGCCCACCAGAUGUGAAUCAGCUUUUUGUACAAAUUUAGGAGGUGAAAGCGCUUCCGGAACCUAUUUAUUAUUUUUUUCACUUGUUAGGCCCAGCGCUUCUAUUCAAAUAUACAUAUAGAUUUAAUAUAGUUGAAUAAAGGUUUUUUUAAGUUUUGUUUUAAUUAAAACAGUGAUUAGCAUGUAAUAUAAAUAGGACUAUGAUUUACCUACGUUUGUAGGUGUGGGUAGUUUGAAAAACGCCCUACAAAAUGUUUUUUUUUUGCGUUAUUUGUCUCUUCCCCCACGUCACACGAGACAAACUGAUCUAAUAUAGGUUUUUUUCUAAGUAAUUUAUGAAUAUAAUAGGUCGGACUGUUGAUUUUGUAUUUUAAAAUUUUCUAGUGUUUUGGCUGGUAAAUUUCGAAAAGUUUUCAUGACAAAAUUUAGUUCAGUUAUAGCAGUCCAGGUUAAAUAAGGCGUAGAAGUGGUUUAGCCGCUCAUUAAUAUUAUUUUUAGAAAUUUUUUGUCAUCACUUUUAUUGCGAUGUACGGACAUAUAAAAUUUAACCGGUUGGAGAUCGUUUUAAUGCUAUGUUUUAAACAUGUUUCUACAUUCAACAUAUCAAUAACAAUAAAUAAUUAUUCUAUAGACUUCGACAUUGCAAUUUAAAUGAUGACAGAAUGGUCAGUCAUAAACAAUCAUAUGGUAUGGGAUUCUUGUCAUUGUCUAUGUAAUCACAGAUUGCUUGUAUUUUUUUAUUGUGAAAUUACGAUUUAUAUAAUCUGUUUCGAUUAAAAAAAAAAUUGUUAUUCUUGCAAUAGUUAAUAUCCUUUUUUUAGUUAAUUUAUUAUUUUGCAUGUAAUUAUUUUUCACAUAUAUGUUGAUAAUAAUAAGAAUCCUCCCCAUACAAUUAUGUUAAGUGGAUUAUGUAAUUAAUUUCUGUGUAAAAAUCAUUUUUUUUUUUAUAAUAUUCUGAAUGUAAGACAAUACAUAAAUGAAUGAUUGAUGAAAAUGCUCUUAAGAAAAUGUGUCAGAUUGAUGUUUAGGUUACUAUGAUUAGUUCCAGUAGCGCUGUGAAUCGCUAAGCGAUACAAUAUGAUGAAAUCUUGCGGUCGUUACCGAAUUUUAUGAGUAAAAAUUUUUUGUGAUUCUUAAAAAAAAAAGUUUUUUUAUCCUAUUUUAAGUUAUACAAAUUUAUUGUUGUAAUAAAGACAAAUAAAUGUAUCGUUUUAGAUUUACCGUCUGGAAUAACCUCAAAUACUCAUUUAUUAUAAAUGUUUGUUUUCGUAACAAGUAGCAGUAAUUCAUCAUUUAUUAGCUAAUAUUUCAUCGUGAUAAAAUAUUACGCGACCUAAAUCAUGGAUAAUUCAUUAAAAAAACAAUCAGUCGAUCCCCAUUUCGUCAUAAUGUAUCGCAACAAUGACAAUAGGUGUAUACUAAGUAAACUAUGUACAAAAUAAACCGAAUCAGUUGAGUUCCGUUUAAAACAGCGCUUUUUAAAUGUGUAAGUGAAAUUCUUAAUUCGUAUCACUUCUACCAAUUCAUUGGUAGUAUAGUACUUAUUUGAAACACCGGCACUGAUAAUACUUAGUCACUGAAGAUACUGUAGAACUAGGGACAUUAUUAAUGAAUUAAUAUGCAGUAUCAUCUAUGCUUAGAAAUAGUACACUUGUUUCACUAAAGCACAUUUUGAGUGAAGAGGAGUAUUCGACUAACUUUCCAAUUCUGUUUUCCAUUUUAAGUCUCCGAGUUGCAAUUAUUAUAAAUUGAUUGACAUUAUAUUUUUAUCAAAGGGAUAAAAAACCCAACAAUGUAAUAUUAUCACUUCAAAUUAAUGAAUAGUAAAAAUAUUUGUGUCAAAAAUUCUUACCAAAAUUAAACCAUUAAUAAUUAAUGCAACAACUCACUGUAAUGUAAAAUAUAAGAUUCGUUUUAUAAAAUGUACAUACCACAGAGCAUAAAUUAAAAAGCGUUGUUGAUAAACAUAGAUGUUUUAAUGAGUGUUACCUUUAUAUUAUCUAUAUACACGUAAACUUGUGUACCACCAGUGGACUGUCAGGGAUUUCUAAGUAAUAUUGUCAAUAAGUAGUUUAUUCAAACCUCUCAAUAUAUUUUUAAAUAUUUUAAUGUAUAGCGAUGUUAAAAUUCAAUAGCUUUUGGACAUUCUUUUUAUCAACAGAUUAGGUACCAAAUAACUUUUUAACGGUCUAAUGCAAGCAAUGUCAUUGGUCAGUUGGUCACACUAUAAUGGUGUAGGUAAAUUAACGAUUUUCACGCGAUUACCUUUUAAUUGGUCGAAUUUCUACAAUGAUUAUUAUCCAAUAUUUAGAGGUUUGAAUUUAUUUUUAAAUUUAACAUUUGUUUGAACCAAAUAUUUAAAUAGUAUAAAUCCAAUAAGCCUAGUAAAAUAUAUUAUUGAAUUGAUGUUGUUGUUUUCAUGGAGAUGAAAUAUAUCUUCCAAAAGGUUUAGGUACACUAAUAAGAAUGUGCAUAUUUUUACAAUAUUAGCUUGUACGAGUGAAAAUUUCACCCUUAUGACUUAGUGUUGCGAAAAAAUUGUAUGGGAUUUGAAAUUGGCUAAAUCCAUUACAUCUAAAACCAAUAAAUGGUGUUUUUUGUUGAACAAAUUAAUUUUAAUUCCAUCUCUUGUUUCUACCACCAGGCAUCACUGGCGACUUAUUAUUAUAAUGAUAUAGAAGACGUCCAUGCCAUAGACAAUAAAACAUGUCUUAGAACAUCACUAGCGAGCUUAACCACAAACACUUCAUUUAAUUUUAAACCACUGGUAUUGGUACGGGCGUCUACUUUAUGUUGGUAGAUCUAUUAUACUAAGAUUUAUAAAUAUUUUGGAUAUUACAAAUAAUAUUCAAGAUCGUGGAAGUCUUUAUGUAAAAUUGUAAACAAUUCUUGUAAAUAGUUUUUCCCCUACUAUCUUAGUAUUUCAUUCUUAAUGACAGGGUGAAAAGUGAGAUUAAUUUGCCCGUUCGCGUUGAGACGAAAAACAAACACUCAAUUGUUUUUUAAUGUUUUAUUGAAUCGGAAUAUGAAAUAAUUUUAUUUAAAGGUUUUGCAAGUUGUAGAACUUUGAAAAAUUAUUUGCAACCUACAUGUAGACAUCUAUGUAUAAAUCUAUGAUAUCAAUUGCUAUUUUAAUUAAUCAAAUUUUGAGUAAGGCUUCAUUUAUUAGACUUUAACGAUUUCAAAAUGAACAUAUUUUGUAUGAGGUUUUUACCACUCAUUUCAAUGAUUACAACUAAUGCAUAAAAAUAUCAAUAAAACAAUACAAUGAAUAUCGCAUCAAAAUUAUACAAAUAGUUAAUUUAACAUGAAUUUAAAUUACAGAUUUUUAUUCAACCUGUUAUUUUGAUUAAUUGAAAUAGCAUCAAUCAAAACUCUGUUUAGCAUUUCAGAGCUAUGUUUUAAAUAUUUUGUUCAACUGUAAUAACCAAAUCUCAACUGGUUGUUCGAAAGUUCAAAGUGAUUUGUAAUAUAAUUAAAUCGAUUUAAAA